AUGUGUGCGGAGGGUAAAUACAACUUGUAUAACUAUGCGGGCUCCAAUGGUUACUUUAUGCAGCUUCCGUCGUCAAGUUUUUCGCCCCCCCAUGCACUUUUCAGCAUAGAAACAGGCCAGCCGAUCUUGACGGAGUAUAGAUCUGGAUUGCAUUUUGGCGCUGGAGAAGGUUAUCGUGAAAGACAUGCAAUGAUGUUCAACAACGGUCAGAUCAUCUUGCCUAGACUGUUGGGAUUCGGCUGA
This is a messenger RNA of Protopolystoma xenopodis, 243 nucleotides long. The record is from the annotation of a GenBank genome assembly. Lineage: Eukaryota; Metazoa; Platyhelminthes; Monogenea; Polystomatidea; Polystomatidae.